GUCGGAGCGUGACGUCACCAGCGCCGGCGAAAGGAGGGGGCGCAGGCCUAUGUUGCCCGGCAGGCCUCGCGGCCCCGCCGGAAGUGACGCGCGGCGGCAUCUGAGGAGCGCGGCUAGAGAGGCGGCCGCGGGGCUGGGUGCGUGCGCGCUCGUCGCUGGCGCGGGGCUGCUGCUCGCGGUGCGGCGCGGCCAUGGCGGACUCCACGCAGAACGGGCCCGUGCAGGGCGGCGGCGGAGCGGUGCAAUUUCUGAUGGCUAACAAGUUGGAUACAGCAAUGUGGAUUUCCCGCUUAUUCACUGUUUACUGCUCAGCUUUAUUUGUCCUGCCUCUUCUAGGGUUGCAUGAAGCAGCAAGCUUUUAUCAGCGUGCCUUGCUGGCAAAUGCUCUAACCAGUGCCCUCCGACUACACCAAAGGCUACCGCACUUUCAGCUUAGCAGGGCAUUUCUGGCCCAGGCUUUGUUGGAGGACAGCUGCCAUUACCUGUUGUACUCUCUUAUCUUUGUUAAUUCCUACCCUGUUACAAUGAGUAUUUUCCCAGUUCUGCUGUUUUCUUUGCUUCAUGCUGCCACAUACACAAAGAAGGUUCUUGAUGCACGAGGUUCAAAUAGUCUGCCCUUUCUGAGAAAUCUUUUGGAGAAACUGAAUGCUAAUCAACAGAAUAUUCUAAAAUUCAUUGCUUGCAAUGAAAUUUUUCUGAUGCCAGCUACGGUUUUUAUGCUUUUCAGUGGGCAGGGGAGUCUGCUCCAGCCAUUCAUUUACUAUAGAUUUCUUACAUUACGCUACUCUUCUCGGAGAAAUCCAUACUGUCGGACUCUCUUCACCGAGCUGAGGAUUGUUGUUGAACAUCUAAUAAUGAAGCCCUCGUGCCCUGUUUUUGUAAGAAGACUAUGCCUCAGCAGCAUUUCCUUUAUAAGCAGAUUGGCACCAACUGUUGCGUAGCCAACUUUCAGGCAUUUAUAUAAUGUGAACAUUAUGAGCAGCUGGUACGUCUGCUGAUGAUUAUAAGUUCCUGGUUUUACACUGAUCUCACUCCAGGCUGUAGAAAAAUGUGUAUAUGCUUCUCUUGGAGAUAAUAUGAAAUUUAUCAUCUCAAAAGCAAGUCUUGGAAACUUACUGUGUUGUAUUGCUAAUUGAGAAAAGUAGUUUCAUCUUAUCCAAAACUCGCUAAGAGGGAUAAAGCCCAAUCAUGGAAUUGUUUUUUAAAAGUCAUAGAUUGUUUAAGGUUAAUUAAAAGUUUUUUUGUUUGUUUGCUUUAAGGAGUCUUUGCUCAUAAGUCUGUUAGUUGGAACCCUAGCCACUGUGAAAUGUCUCCAGUGGACAGCAUCUGGUACACAUUCUGAUGCACUACUCUUUGGACAGUAUUCUUUUGCUUACUAAUGUGUCCAUAGACUUAUUUUGUCUAAAUUACUACAUUCAAUAUAAAAAUACGGCCCACUUUGAAUUUAGCAAAAUAGAUUAAAAUCUAUCAAGCUGGCAUGGCUAACACCUUUUCUGAAGGAGAGCUUAUUUUUAUUAAAAAAAAAAAAAACUCUUCCAAGUUUCUUCCUUGUGAUAUAGUCCUACAUCAUGUAGUUGGGAGAAAUCUCAAGACUCUGACCACAGGAAACUCUGUACAGUUAUGUUGUCAUAACAAGAUGUUUUACCAAGCCAAGUUGCUGACCUGUAAGCUUUUGAGACAAAGAUGCAAUGCUUAAACUUUUAACCAUCUCUUAAGUGAACUAAUCAAUGUAAAUGUAGUAACUUUUUCAGAAUCAUUGCAAAUGUGUUCUUGUGUCUCCACAAAUGUGAGACUGUGGUAGCUCAAGCAUGUCUGCUUUUUAGAAAAUUAAUCUGUAGCUAGCUCUAUAUAAAUUGUUCUUCCAGUUUCUGAGGCUCUCAUUAUGAUGGGAAAUUUACAUAAAGGAUUGCACCUGUUCAGGCAUCUAUUGAAACAAAUGGCUGUAGGAUUCUUUUUGGCAUAAAUCCAUCUGAUCUUACUGAUCUGAAGGCAGUGUCAUGACUACAGAAAUGAAUAAUAAAUUGAGUGCUUAUUAUGCAUUCACCCAGCAGUUGAAAGGUAGGUCAUGGAAAAAGAACAUUAUCUGUCAGGGUGCAACCUGUUUCCAUAAAGUUAAGGCAAAGUGUUUGCCUAAUCUUCCAUGGUAAAUGUUAAUAUUUUAAUUACAUAAAACUUAAGGGAAUUCAUCGGCCUUUUGUAAGCUCCUAAUGCACUGUACUUUAUUCUUGCUUGGUCAGAGCAAUCUUAGGUGAAACACUUUUGAAAUCGAUCUUGAAACAAAGUAUUUUCUUGUAACUUGUUACCUUGUUUGUGAUGUGGCUAUAAUUCUGACUUUUCAGUUGUAUUAAGUAUUAGUCUGUUGGUUCAGAGACAUGCAUUUAUACACAUUUUCUUUUUCUUUUUCUUUUUUUUUUUUUUUGCUCAACCUCUUGGUAGUAAUGAAGACCUGCUUUUGGUACUCAAUAUGAUAGUCUUUGACUCUUGAACUUGCUCUCUGAACAUGAUUAGCUGUUUAUGGAAUACUUGCACAGUGCAGAGGCAACUGCAUGCAGUACUGCUCUACAGCUGCUAAGACUUGCAACUAGAUUCACUAUAUGUAUAUCCUGUAAUUUGAGAAUUUUAGAAAAACUAAAAUUUCUACUGCAAUAAAAGGAGUGUUAAAUGUAA
Molecule: messenger RNA, 2667 nt
Organism: Dromaius novaehollandiae (emu)
Lineage: Eukaryota; Metazoa; Chordata; Aves; Casuariiformes; Dromaiidae
Gene: TMEM33
Product: transmembrane protein 33
Exons: 8
Coding region: 192-941 (249 amino acids)
Biological process (GO): membrane organization; endoplasmic reticulum tubular network organization
Cellular component (GO): endoplasmic reticulum; membrane
Source: RefSeq, a predicted model, not a curated record